CGUAUCUGAAAAUGCUGCAGCCGGCUCGGCUCCUAAAAAGUGGCGCCAAAAACCAAAAAAAUUAAAAAAUGGUGCUCAAUACUUUUGGAGAUGAAGAUGUGAAUGGUGCGCGCGCAGAAAUUAGAUUUGGCCUAGCGGAGGGAGAAGCAGAGAAACAGAUCCCACGGCGGAUGGAGUGGGGCGACGAGUGGCUCGCUCCAGACAAGCUGCAGCACGUCCUCGCCUGCCUCCUCAUCGCGCUCGCCGCUGCGGCGCUGGCCGGCCGGAGCUCCCGCCCCUUCCUCCGCCGCCACGCGCUGCCCCUCGGCUGCGCCGCCUCCCUCGCCGUCGGCGCCGCCAAGGAGGUCGCCGACGAGGCUCGGCUCUUCGGGUCCUCCGGCGCCUCGCUCCGGGACGCCGCCGCCGACCUCCUUGGCGUUGCCCUAGCCGCGGCCCUCGUCUCCCUCGUCGCCCGCCUCCGCCGACGGCGCCGCCGUGAGAAGGCGCGCGACGCCGACGGUACUGACGGCAGCAUCUCCAUGGUCUGAGAGAUUCGUCAUCCCCACCCACUACUUUUCGAUGCUAACGGGCUUUUUAUUCUCGUCGGCCCGUCUACGCCGGCCCACGUUUCCGGUCCGCGACAGGUCUUUCUCGACUGCGUGACCUUCAUGGUGUGACCUUGCCGCCGACCAACGCAGCGAA
This is a messenger RNA of Lolium perenne, 681 nucleotides long. RefSeq lists its product as uncharacterized. Lineage: Eukaryota; Viridiplantae; Streptophyta; Magnoliopsida; Poales; Poaceae. The record is from RefSeq and is a predicted model, not a curated record.